AUGCUAUCAUUGAUCGUUUCACAAAUCUUCUACUUGCAUCAUUCCCACUUGAACAUUUGUAUAGCUCUUAAGUGCACUUUUACAAACAAUUCUCUGCAGAAUCUAUUUUAUUUGUCUCAAUAUCACUCAAAAUUUCCAAUAAUUAAACGCAAAAUAACCUCCGAUUCCGUAGAUAACCGUCAAAAUAUGCUAAAUAAUAGUGCUAUUGAUCAGGAAGCUCUUAAAAAACGUAUUUUAGGGAAUAAGGAGCGAUUAUGUCAGUUAUUAAAAAAAAGGUUUUUUUACAUCAGUUCGUUUGAAAUAUAUGGAGGUACAUCUGGAUUAUACGAUUACGGACCACCUGGAUGUGCUUUAAAAAAUGAAAUCGAGAAGUUUUGGCGGGAGUUUUUCAUAAUACAUGACGAAAUGUUUGAGAUAUCAACUGCUUGUUUGACUCCAUAUAAUGUAUUAAAGGCCUCAGGUCACGUUGGAAAAUUCACCGAUCUAAUGGUAAAAGAUGAGGUUACUAUGGAAUGUUUUCGGGCAGAUUCAUAUAUUUCUGAUAUAAUUUCAAAAUUUCUUGGGUCAAAAACUAAAGAAAUUGUAAAUUUCCCAGCUAAUAUUAAGAAAUUUGAACAGGCAACAUAUGAAGAAUUGGAGCAAUUGCUGGUCACAGUGGGUAAUUUAUCUGCUGAAGAGCUGGCUGAAAUUAUGAAUAAAUAUGAAAUAAUUUCACCUUCCGCAAACAAGCUAUCACAUCCUUUCCCAUUUAAUUUGAUGUUUGAAGUGCAAAUAGGGCCAAGUGGUUUGUUUAAUAAAUCCAAGGAUUUAUGCACUGGUUUUUUGAGACCAGAAACUGCUCAGGGAAUAUUUACUAAUUUCAAUAGACUUAUCGAAUAUAAUGGAGGUAAAUUACCCUUUGCUGCUGCCCAAAUUGGAUUAGGCUUUAGAAAUGAAAUAUCUCCAAGAAAUGGAUUGUUAAGGGUACGUGAAUUCACGAUGGCUGAAAUUGAAUAUUUUGUCAAUCCGAAGGAAAAAUCUCACAGAAAUUAUGAUAAAUUCAAGGAUACAGUCCUACCAUUAUUAUCCAAAUUCAAUCAGACACAAGGUAUUGUUGAGCAAAUGCCAGUUGCUAGAGCUAUAGAAUGUGGUAUAAUUGAUAAUAAGGCACUGGGUUAUUUCAUGGCUAAAACAUACAAAUUCUUAACUUCGUGUGGUAUAAACCCCAGUGGCAUCAGAUUUAGACAGCAUAUGGAUAAUGAAAUGGCACAUUAUGCGUGUGAUUGUUGGGAUUGUGAAAUUUUAACAUCAUAUGGAUGGAUUGAGGUAGUUGGUCAUGCUGAUAGAAUGGCCUACGAUUUGACAUCCCAUGAAAAACACUCAAAAGUACCUUUGAAAGCUCACAUUAAAUUGGAUGAUCCUAUAAUUGUAGAUGUCAUUAAACCCACAAUUAAUAAGGCUAUAGUAGGAAAAAUUUUCAAGGAAAAGGGACAGGAAAUUUGUGAAAAAUUAAACCAACUAACGGAGCAAAAAUAUAAAGAAAUUGAUGAUAAGCUUAACGAAUGCGGGAAAUAUGAAUUAAGUAUAGGCGAAAACGUAUAUCAUAUUACUAGAGAUAUGGUACAAUUUCAUAAAGUAUUAGUUAAAGAAUAUGAGGAAUUGAUCACGCCUUCUGUUAUUGAACCUUCUUAUGGUAUUGGAAGACUUAUUUAUUGCGUACUAGAACAUGUAUUAACCCAUAGACAAGGAGAUGCUGACAAUGAUGAAAGAAUAUAUUUGGCAAUACCGGCGAAAAUCGCACCAAUUAAAUGUUCAAUACUUCCUAUAUUCAACGAUCCAAGAUUUGAUCAACUUAUAGAAAAGUUAGCUACUAUAUUAUCCAAAAGUGGUGUAUCAUAUAAGAUUGAUACUACCGGUGCAUCAAUUGGACGCAGAUAUGCUAGGACUGAUGAAAUUGGAAUUCCUUAUGCAAUAACAAUUGAUUUUAAGACUUUGGAAGAUGGCACCGUUACAAUUAGGGAGAGAGAAUCAAUGUCGCAAGUCAGAGUAGACAUCGCUUCUACUGGAGGGAUAGUGCAUGAUUGUGUUAGUGGGUCGAUCAGCUGGGAGGACGUUACACGCACACACCCACUUGUUACCGUUUGA
Messenger RNA from Babesia microti strain RI, 2124 nucleotides. Its product is annotated as glycyl-tRNA synthetase. The transcript has 2 exons. Gene Ontology annotation, molecular function: glycine-tRNA ligase activity; ATP binding. The record is from RefSeq and is a predicted model, not a curated record. Gene Ontology annotation, cellular component: cytoplasm; mitochondrion. Lineage: Eukaryota; Apicomplexa; Aconoidasida; Piroplasmida; Babesiidae. Gene Ontology annotation, biological process: mitochondrial glycyl-tRNA aminoacylation. Bases 1 to 2124 code for a protein of 707 amino acids.